Malassezia japonica is the source of this 1356-nucleotide messenger RNA. RefSeq lists its product as uncharacterized. The coding region runs from base 1 to 1356 and encodes 451 amino acids. The record is from RefSeq and is a predicted model, not a curated record. Lineage: Eukaryota; Fungi; Basidiomycota; Malasseziomycetes; Malasseziales; Malasseziaceae. The transcript is spliced from 2 exons.
AUGCCCUUGAAGCGCGAGGCGACGCAUGAGGAGCGCGCCGCGGCGCUGCUCAAGCGCAUACGCACCUCGUCCGAGCUGCCGAAGCGGAAUGAAGGAGGAGAGCGUAUAGACGGCGACGAGGUCCUGCCGAUGCCGCGGUUGAUCCACGCCCUACAUACGCUGGGUGGCCAAAGCGUCGUCGAUGCCAUGCAGACCGUGCGCAACCUUGUCAAGGGAAAGUGUACGACGCGCGCCCGCCUCAGCCGUGUGUCUGCGCCCGAGCUUGAGGAGCUUGGUGUCGGAGGAACGAGCGCGACACGCGACAAGCUCGUGCGCGUCCUCCAGACGCUCGGUACGUCGAGCGCCGAGACGGAGAUCGUGGGCCUGAGCCACGCCGAGCGUGCGGGAAACCGCCAGAAACAGCAGCGUGAAGAGGCGCUGCGCCGCGACUGGGGCGACGCGCCACAGCGGCACGACGAGGACGAAGGGCACUUUGCGUUCUACCCUGUCCUCGAAGAGGCGUCGCUCCAAGGGCGGCAUGUCGUCGUAAACCGUGCGCCGGUACUCACCGCAUGGUGCGUCGUCGUGCUGCAGUAUAUGGGCUUUGCCGCUGCCGAGGCACUGAGCCUCGCACAGUGCUACGUAAGUACUACGGCGACCGCGCGUGCCCAGUCGCUGGGGCGCAUUGCCAAGGCGCCGUCGGCGACCGUCAGUGCAAACCAGCCGCAUAUCGAGUUUAUGGGCGUCACGAUCCCGGUCAUCUGCCUGCGCUCGGGCCGGUACCGCGGCCUGCACGGCGGCCAAAUCGUGCCGCCGUCCAAAGCAUUCGAAUACCUGCGCAAGUCGAUGUUUCAGACACUGCCGCAGGUCAUGGGCGCCAUGAUGCUGCUUGCGAGCUCGUACGUCGACAAGGAAUGGCGGACGAGUGCAGAGGAUGAGGCGGAGCACUCGGCAGAGGCACUGCACAAGGCCGCAUACGGACUCUAUACCGAGUUCCGGCCCGAGACCGGCGGCGAGUGGGGCAAGCGCGGGACGCUGUACCUGGACCACAUUCUCAAGCUGCGGCGGACAUCGGAGGCAUUUGGGUGGCCGCAGGGAGGAGAAGAGGCCGAAAGGGUGGCACAGGAGGGCGAAAAGAAAGGAGGAACCAAGGAAGAGAUGCCCAAGGACGAGGGCUCGCAGCAAGAGCUUGGCACAAAAGCCGAGAGCUCUGAGCAUGCCACUGCAGUUAAGCAAGAAGCACCCGAACGCAACCAUCCGAGUGCAUCCGAGCCCCAGCCACUGGAAGCACCUGUGCACCCAACGGCCUCCUCCAACGAUGCCCCUCGCACCGCACCCUCUCCCCCCUCCCCAUCGAUCAAGCGCGAGCCAACAUAA